This is a messenger RNA of Salpingoeca rosetta, 1150 nucleotides long. Its product is annotated as ubiquitin carrier protein. Gene Ontology annotation, molecular function: ubiquitin conjugating enzyme activity. Gene Ontology annotation, biological process: protein polyubiquitination; ubiquitin-dependent protein catabolic process. NCBI's taxonomy places the organism in Eukaryota, Choanoflagellata, Craspedida, Salpingoecidae. Bases 494 to 1150 code for a protein of 218 amino acids. Gene Ontology annotation, cellular component: nucleus. The transcript has 8 exons. The record is from RefSeq and is a predicted model, not a curated record.
AGCAACAAGCAGCAAGCGCUUGUUCGUUUGUUUGUUUGUUCGUCCACGACACACAAACCUUCCCGCUGCUGCUUCUCAGUUCUUCCCUCAGCCUUUCUGCUGUGUACGUGCCUUGUCCUCUCUUCUUGUUGGCGCCCUCGCUCGCUAUUCCUGGCUUGUGGGGUUGACCCCUAGAUUGUCGUUGCCUCCCCGGCCCUCUCACCUCACCUCGGCAACAACGGAUACAAGCGACGCUGCCCUCACCCGCAUCCCUCACAACGCACACACAAACACACACACAAGUCAAACAACCAAGCAACGUGCGGAAGAACAAACGCUGGUGCACAUUGACAAAGACCACAACAACAACAACUACAACUACAACUACAACUACAACUACAACUACAACUACAACUACAACAACUACAACUACAACAACACACACACACACAAACACACAAACACACAAACAAACCAAACAAACCAACAUACACACGAGCCGCCCAUCUCCAGCAUGAGCCAUCCCAAGCCCGUCAUCUCCGCCGCAUCGAAGAAGCGGAUGGAAUCAGACGUCAUGAAGCUGCUCAUGAGCGACCACGAUGUUGCGCUGAUUGACGACUGCAUCAACAAGUUCUACGUCACCUUCAAAGGCCCCUCAGACAGCCCAUAUGAGGGUGGCAACUGGAGGAUCCGAGUGGAAUUGCCGCCAGAGUACCCGUACAAGAGCCCAUCCGUUGGCUUUGUCAACCGCAUCUUCCAUCCCAACAUUGACGAAAUGUCCGGCUCUGUGUGCCUCGAUGUCAUCAACCAGACGUGGAGCCCCAUGUAUGGUGAGUACAACCAUGGCGCAGUGUUCAUGCAACAAAACACAAGGGUGUGGAUGGACGAGUACAAGGAGAUUGUGUACGACACGCGCGGGUUCUACGGAAAAGAUCCUGGCGAUCUGUCUGAGCGUCGCGCCAUUCGCGAGCGCCUCAACUGCCACUCCUUCAAGUGGUUCCUGGAGAACGUUCACCCGGACCUUUGGGUCCCAGACAUUCACCCAAAGUUUUCAGGCAUCAUCAGCGACCCAUCCCCAAUCAGCACUUGGUCGCGCAGAACAACCGGCGGGUCAAAGUUUCCAUGUUUCUGCUGCAGGGUACGCGAAGGGCAGAGCUUGUCGCCGCCGUAG